Messenger RNA from Poeciliopsis prolifica (blackstripe livebearer), 441 nucleotides. Its product is annotated as L-rhamnose-binding lectin SML-like. Lineage: Eukaryota; Metazoa; Chordata; Actinopteri; Cyprinodontiformes; Poeciliidae. The transcript has 6 exons. Bases 55 to 426 code for a protein of 123 amino acids. Gene Ontology annotation, molecular function: carbohydrate binding. The record is from RefSeq and is a predicted model, not a curated record.
GAAGACACAUUGCUUCCAGAAAGUCCUGCUGCUGCUUUGAUUCUUCAUCACAAGAUGAAAUUCAUCCUUUUUACUUUGUUCCUCUGUGGAUUCAUCCUGGAAAUCAAUGCAGAUUUUCUCACCCCAAGAGUUCUUCGUGUGGCAUGUGAGGAAUCAUUGGCUGAAAUAUGGUGUGAACAUGGGACAAUAUAUCUGCUGAGUGCUAAAUAUGGACGUAGUGACCAGACGACGUGCUCUUAUGAGAUACCUUACGACAAGAUAAAGAAUACUGGUUGUUCUACGAGGGCAGAUUAUGUGUUUCAGAACUGUGAUGGGAAAUCGGAGUGCAGCUUCUUAGUCAGUAGUUCUCUGUUCGGAGAUCCCUGUCCUGAGACCUACAAGUACGUGGAGGUGCUAUAUCGUUGUGAAAGUGAGUUUAUGGUUUAAUUUCAUUAAUAUCUU